GAGUUUUAUUGUUUAGUGUUGAAAAUAUCAAAUUUAGUCCAAUAGAGACAAAAAGAAAAAAAAAAUACAAUGUUAUUUAUCUUUUCACUUUUAGCUAUAUAUUUAGAGGUAGAAUCCCCUAUUCUUAAUUACGUUUAUCUUCCAAUCAACUGUCGAUAAGAAAUUUGUAUAAAUAAGACUCCAACAAUCUCCCUCAACUUAGCAACACUUAUCAUAGUUGCAAACAAUACUCAAACCCCCAAAAAUACUAUAUGCACAUUCUCAAUCUGGCUAGAUAUAUAUUUAGCCAUCCAAAUUAACAACACAAAAAUAAUAAUAUGGAUUCUCUUCUAAAAUUGCCAAUCAUAGAUAACUUUAAGGAAGAACCAUUAUUCAUGGCCAUCAUGUUCAUCUUACCACUAAUACUUCUUUUGGGUUUAGUAUCACUAAUCCUCAAAAAGCCAAAAUAUCCACCUGGACCAAAAGGGUUACCUUUUAUAGGUAACAUGCUAAUGAUGAACCAAUUAACCCACCGUGGUUUAGCCAACUUAGCAAAACAAUAUGGUGGCAUCUUUCACCUACGCAUGGGAUUCCUCCACAUGGUAGCUAUUUCUGACGCGGACGCGGCACGUCAAGUUCUCCAAGUUCAUGACAACAUUUUUUCCAACCGUCCGGCGACCGUAGCCAUAAAAUACUUAACUUACGACCGUGCUGACAUGGCAUUUGCUCACUAUGGACCCUUUUGGCGCCAGAUGCGAAAACUUUGCGUCAUGAAGCUCUUCAGCCGCAAACAUGCAGAGUCCUGGCAAUCAGUUAGAGACGAGGUUGACCAUGCUGUCCGAACUGUUUCAGACAACAUAGGAAACCCCGUCAAUAUCGGAGAGCUCGUGUUCAACUUAACCAAAAAUAUUAUCUAUCGAGCGGCUUUCGGGUCGAGCUCGAGAGAAGGACAAGAUGAGUUUAUUGGGAUAUUGCAAGAGUUUUCCAAAUUGUUUGGAGCUUUUAAUAUUUCUGACUUUGUACCUUGUUUUGGAGCUAUUGACCCUCAAGGGCUUAAUGCUAGGCUUGUUAAGUCUCGAAAAGCUUUGGAUAGUUUCAUAGACAAAAUCAUAGAUGAACACAUGCAGAAGAAGAAGGAUGUUGGUGAUGAAGAAACGGAUAUGGUUGAUGAAUUGCUUGCUUUCUAUAGUGAAGAGGCUAAGUUGAAUAAUGAAUCGGACGAUUUGCAAAGUUCCAUCAAACUUACGAAGGAUAACAUCAAAGCUAUCAUCAUGGAUGUGAUGUUUGGAGGAACUGAAACUGUAGCCUCAGCAAUUGAGUGGGCCAUGGCUGAACUAAUGAAAAGUCCAGAAGAUCUAAAAAAAGUCCAACAAGAGUUAGAUGAAGUUGUGGGCCUGACCCGUCGAGUCGAAGAGCCCGAUUUCGAGAAACUAACUUAUCUCAAAUGUGUUCUUAAAGAAACCCUACGUCUACACCCACCAAUUCCGUUGCUUCUCCACGAAACUGCAGAGAAUGCUAUUGUUAACGGUUAUUUUAUUCCAAAGCGCGCACGUGUGAUGAUAAAUGCAUGGGCGAUUGGAAGAGACAACAAUUGUUGGGAGGAGCCAGAGAGUUUUAAGCCUACACGGUUUUUGAAACCAGGUGUGCCUGAUUUUAAGGGGAGUAAUUUUGAGUUUAUUCCGUUUGGGUCGGGUCGUAGAUCUUGUCCUGGAAUGCAGUUGGGUUUGUACGCGCUUGAUUUGGCGGUGGUUCAUUUGCUUCAUUGUUUUACUUGGGAGUUGCCAGAUGGAAUGAAACCGAGUGAAAUGGAUAUGAGUGAUGUGUUUGGACUCACUGCUCCAAGAGCGAAUCGACUUGUUGCUAUUCCUACCAAGCGUAUCUUGAGCCCUCUGGAUUAGAAAGAAUGGGAAAACAUUGGAUUUUUUUUUAAUAUCCUAUUAGACAUAAGUUGAAAUAUUAUGUGAAGAUAAAAUAAGACACGUAAUAAGAACGUGAUAGUUUAAAAGAGUGGUAAUUUUCUUUACUCUUCUUGAUGUAAACUUCUAUUUCAAAUAUCAUCGUGUAUUAUCCUAUAAAAAAUGAUUCCUUGUUUA
Trifolium pratense (red clover) is the source of this 2072-nucleotide messenger RNA. RefSeq names its product cytochrome P450 84A1-like. NCBI's taxonomy places the organism in Eukaryota, Viridiplantae, Streptophyta, Magnoliopsida, Fabales, Fabaceae. The record is from RefSeq and is a predicted model, not a curated record. Gene Ontology annotation, molecular function: heme binding; iron ion binding; oxidoreductase activity, acting on paired donors, with incorporation or reduction of molecular oxygen. Gene Ontology annotation, biological process: lignin biosynthetic process. The transcript is spliced from 2 exons. Bases 318 to 1877 code for a protein of 519 amino acids.